Coniosporium apollinis CBS 100218 is the source of this 654-nucleotide messenger RNA. RefSeq lists its product as uncharacterized. The transcript has 4 exons. NCBI's taxonomy places the organism in Eukaryota, Fungi, Ascomycota, Dothideomycetes. The coding region runs from base 1 to 654 and encodes 217 amino acids. The record is from RefSeq and is a predicted model, not a curated record.
AUGCGCAUACGGAAACCCUUCGCUGCCGGUUUCUGCGUCCUCCUGCUCCUCGCCGCAUCCGCCGGCCUCGCGCCCGCGCAAUACAGAGUCCCCGAAUACAAGCAGAGCGACAAAGUCCUACACUUCGUCACAUUCUUCGCCCUCACGGCAAGCAAUCCGCGUCUAGCCCAUCUAUGCUUCUACUGGAUCCUCGAAACGAACCGCCGCCGCAACCUUCAGCUCACCUUACUAGUCUGCACGGCGGUCCUGGGCGUAGGAUCUGAGAUAUUGCAAGGCCUCCUUCCGAACGGCCGCAUCUUCGACCCCUACGACAUCGUCGCCAACAUCGCUGGCUCGCUAUUAGCCCUGACCCUCUGCAACUGGUAUCACAAGCGCAUGCUCGAGCGAAAGCGACAAGCGAGAUACGGCCUCGUGGCCGGUGAUGAGGGCGACGACAGGGAUGUGGAGCUAGGCGAGGGCGUUGGAACACAGGAGACGGGCGUUGCUCGUGCUGCACCUACAGUUGAGGAAGAGUUAGACAACUGGGAUGAGAAUGCUGAGGAUUGGGAUGAUGGAGAGCCUGGGGGCACUGAGAGUGGGGACGGUGACGGGCCGAAGACGCCAAGUAGUUCUGUGGAUGAUGGCAUGAUGGAUCGGAAGAAACGAAGCGAUUGA